This is a messenger RNA of Lymnaea stagnalis (great pond snail), 17480 nucleotides long. NCBI's taxonomy places the organism in Eukaryota, Metazoa, Mollusca, Gastropoda, Lymnaeidae. The record is from the annotation of a GenBank genome assembly.
ACGGAUGCGUCGGGUCGGCGGCAGGUGUGAGAGAUUUUCCUGUCGGCUCUGUCAACGGAUUGUACCUUACAUUUACAUUAAAAAGCUAUAGUUCUCAGACCUGAUUGUUUUAUUGUGAUUUUUAUUUAAACUGUAAGCUACGUCACCACUCGGCUACACUAGUUUAAAAUACAACUCAUUAAUAAAUCAUUCUUUACUUAGUGUGCAAGUGGUGACUUAUCCUGAAGGCUAUUGAAAAUGAAGUUUUAUGAGAAAGUGUUAUUGGGGGCUGCAGGCACUGCUGGAACUGGAGUUGUGGCAGUUAAAACGUUGUUCCCUUGGAUACAGCAUGACUUAAGGCAAAUGAAUGUGGAGAGCAGAAUGAUGAAAUUUCAAGAAAAAGAGAUGCAGUCAUUUUUGAUUGACAAGUUUGAAAAGCAUGUUCAGGACACACCAAAAAAGCCAUUUAUUAUUUUUGAGAACACUGUUUACACAUUUGAGCUCAUUGACCAGCUGGCUUGUAAAGUGGCCUACAUUGCCAAGGGUUUGGGCCUGGGACCACGUGAUUGUGUGGCAAUAAUGAUACAGAAUGAACCAAGUUUCAUUUGGACCUUUUUGGGUAAGUUUACAUAUUUAUUAAAAUUUUAAGAAUUAAAUUUUGUAUAAUCAUUGAAUAUUUUACAACAUCCAUCCCAUGUGGGGCUUUGACCUGUCUCACCACAUCCUUCCCCUCAGACCUGACUGAUUCUUUUCUUUUAAAUGCUUGGAUUCCCAGCUGCUGUAUAUCUCUCCACAAAAUCCAUCUAUUUAAGCCUAGGUUUUCCUUUGAUUCGUUUUCCUCUGGGGUUUUGGUGAUGCACCUUCAUCACUCCUCUGUCAUUUGGAAUUCUUAUGACACACCAGAUGAAAUGAUUUUUCUAUUCCUUUAUACUUUAAGCUUUUCUCUAACUUAAUAAAAAUCAAUAAAUACUGUAGGUGAAGUCUGUAAAUGAUGAAAAUCUAUUUUUAUAUUUAAAAAAUACCUUACAGGGCUUUUGAAACUUGGCAUUGCUGUGCCAUUUAUAAACUACAACCUGAGAAUGCAUCCUCUGAUUCAUAGCAUACUGGCAGCAGAACCAAAGUAUUUGAUAGUUGGACCAGGUGAGAAAAAGAUAAAUGCCCAUUUGUGUUCCUUCUUUCCAUGCCCCUUCCAACAAACUCUCAACUCUUAGAUCCUAAAUGUUAUUUAUUUGCAAAUUACCCUUUUUAUAAUUAAAGACUAAAUUAAUUUUGUUUAAAUAAAUUUUGAAAUUUACAUCCCAGUUUUAAAAUGAUUUUUUUUCUACUUAUAACAAAUAAAUAUUCAUAAAAAUGUACAUUUUAAAAACUUUGAUUUGUAGGGGAAGCAAUCCUGGAAGGAGUCACCAAUGUUAUAGACAGUCUUGGCAAUUUGAAAGUGUUUGUACAAGGAUUAGGGACAAAGCCAGCACCAAAUGGAUUACAUUCAUUUGAUCCCCUGAUGACUACAGCCCUGCCAACUGCAGUUUGUCCUGCCAUCAGGAGCAAUCUAACACUGCAGGAUAUCUGUUGUUAUGUAUACACAUCUGGAACCACAGGUAAAAAUUAAAAGUUUAUAAUUGUAGAUUAUUGAAUUUAAUAUAGAGCGUGAGAAUAAUAAUAAACAUUCUGACAUUUUAAGUCAAUUAUUUUUUUAAAAUCUUGAGUAUUACUAUUGUUAAGUAAUAAGUUGAAAUUAAGAAUUAUGCUUAAUAUAAAUUAUGUUUAUAAAAAAUACCAUAAGGAUAGAGAAAAUCUAUUCCUGUCAACUUGUUUGAGUUUUUCACUGUCAGCAGAAUAUAUUUCUUUCUUUCUUUUUUUGUUUAUUAACAUCAUUAAAUUUUUUUUCAUGGGGGAAAAAAUUAUUAAAUGAAAAAAUAAUAGAACAAAAUUAUGCUAUUGCUACAUUGAAUGAUCCCAAUAUCAAUAAGACUCUAGAACCUGUGAUAAAAGUAAGCUCAAUUUUUCAAUUUUAAAUUAUUAAACUUUGGUAUAAAAUAUAUGUAAUUCUAAUUAUUACAUUUGUGUGUGUAAUGCUUUAGGUAACCCAAAGCCAGCGAUAAUCAGCCAUUUAAAAAGCAUUGCUGCUGGAUGUCUCUACCAAGUUGUGGAAUUAGUCAAAUCAGAUGUCUUAUACAUUGUCCUGCCUUUAUAUCACAGCUCAGGUGGAGGCAUAGGGCAAUGUGGUGCUCUAACUACAGGUCUUUCUUCUGUCUCAAAUUAAUCAUAGAUGCCAAAAAAUAUAUUUUUAGCAUAUUUAUGACAUGAUGUAGGCCUAUAUUACUCAAUUUUCCGUUACUAAUUGUGUAAAAUUAAAUUAAUUUCUUUUAAUUGUUUUAAUUGUUUUUUUAAAAGGAGCAACAGUUGUUUUAAGGAAGAAGUUUUCUGCUCAUCACUUUUGGUCUGACAUUCACCUGUAUAAUGUAACAGUGAUAUCCUAUAUUGGAGAACUUUUCAGAUAUCUACUUACUCAACCACCUGUGAGUUUACUUAUACAAAAUACAAAUUCAGAGUAUUGAUUUUACAUAGCCUUGUAAGUCACUACCCAAAUGUGUUCCCACCAAAUGUGAAUAUUCAGAGAGAGAAGUGGUCAGCCAUUUUAUUCACAUAGUUCCAAAAACUGAUUGCCUCUUAUUGUAGAAUUUUUUUAUUGACAAGGUUUAUAAAUGACAUCAUACAUAAGUUACUUCAUUUGGACAAAAGUUAAAAAUAUAUAUUUAUUUUCCUCAAGUUGAAUUUUUUUUUUCCCAAUGUAUAAAGUUAAAGGUAUUACUUGGAAAAAAAAGUUACAAAGUAUCCUCUGAUGUAUUAAGCCUCUGGUUUAAACUUAAAUGAUGAAUUUUUUUGUACACACUAAAAAAAAAAGUAAAUUAAAGUUAAACUGCUUUUCUUUAAAUUUAUUUUUUUUAAAACAUGCAAUUUUGUCUUGAAUUUUCUGGGAACAGAGAUGUGAAGUUGAAAAGUAAAAGUUUUUAAUUGUGUUAAACCAAUUUUGCUAAACUUUUAUUGUCAUCAUUCUUAAUUACUUGCUGAAUGUUGCAGAAUAGUUUGGAAAGUACUCAUAAAGUGAGAGCUGCCUUUGGAAAUGGUCUGAGAAAAGACAUUUUUGAGAAAGUGCAGAAACGUUUCAAAAUCCCUGUCAUUGUGGAAUUAUUUGGUGCCACAGAAGGAGUCAGAACACUUUUUAAUUUGUCAAAUGAACCAGGGGCUGUAGGAAGGCUUUCUCCUUUAUUGGUAAAUCUUUUUUAUUGAGGGUUAUCUUAAAAGAAUGUAUGAAUUUAAUUUGUUAAUUUAGCAGUAACAUCAUUUGGGAACCUAUUCAAGGUUAGCUGGCUGUAUAAUUUUUUUUUAUGAACUUGAGAAAAUACACUUUUAUUUCAUUAUUUUUUUCAAUGGUUCUUUUUUAUGUGUAAAGGGUAACAACAAUUUUCAAAAUAAAUAAUAAAAUCAAAUAAAGAUAUAUAAAAUAAUUAAAUCUAUAAUUAAAUGUUACAGAGAAGAAUUGAGUCUAAUCCAAUAGCACUUGUCAAGUUUGACUAUACAACUGCAGAACCCAUACGUGACAAGAAUGGUUUGUGCAUUCAAGUUGGCAUUGGUAGGUUUAUAAAUGUUUGGCGGUUCAUGAAAUCAUAAAAAUUCUGAUUAUAUGGUACCCCUGUAAUAAAAAAAUAUAAUCUUAGCUGGUAAAAGUCAGUCUUACAAAAAAGUGAAUUCCAAAAUGUUAAUUGAAAUCACACAAAAUACAUAAUGUAUUUGUAAGUUUAAAAAAUAUUUUAUGCAAAUUUCAGGUGAGCCAGGUCUUAUCAUAGCAAAAGUUCCAGAUCCUCUUAUUACAAAUGGUUCACUUACUGUUUACCGAAGUAGCACGAGGGAAGCAAAUGAGAAGAAGCUAGUGAGGGAUGCCUUUAAGAAAGGAGAUCUUUGGUUCAAUUAUGGAGAUGUUCUCAUCUUAGAUAAAAACUACUUCUUAUAUUUCAAUGACAGAAUUGGGGAUACAUUCAGGUAGGUUUGUAUUAUUGAAUUUCCUUCAUCCCAUAAAGUAGUUCCCAAAAGUACAAAACAGAGUAAAUCUCUUUUGAAAGUUAAUUAAUAAGGUAUGUCUUUUUUCUUUAUAUGAAAUAAAACAAGAGUUACUGAAAAAUGUGUCAUUUGUGUAGAAUGAUGCUGUUUGUGGACAGUGCUAGUUCUGUCAAGGUCCCAUGAAACUAUUUCAUGUCCUAUUUAUACCUUUGAUUGUCUCUGCAGAUGGAAAGGUGAGAAUGUGUCUACAAUUGAGGUGGGAAAUGUGAUGACUGCCUUGAAGUUUAUUGAAGAUGCUAAUGUUUAUGGGAUCACAAUUCCAGGUAAAUUUGCUUAAUUUUUUUUUAAUGCUAUAUUUAUAUAUAUAUAUUUCAUUUGUACAAAUCCAUGCAAAUGAAACACUCAUUUAAUGCUAAAAUUUAGAGCAGAUGUAAAUAAAGCAAUAUUUCAUUUUUUUUUUACUAUGUAUAAUUAUUCACACUUUUUCAUGCUUAAUGUAAAUAUUUGAUAUAAUAAUGAAACAGUCUUCCAUCACAAUGGAAAUAUGACCCUGUGUUAAGAAACAGACAUAAGAUUUGUGGGCAAGAACCUGGGAUUCAUUUCCUGCCCUUUUUCAUGUGAUCUCCACAGUUAAUAUGGAGCUGAGGAUAUAGUUGUAGUCUUGUAGACACCACAUGGGAGGAGGCAUAAAAUGCUGGACAGAUUUCAUUUUUGGUAGCAGUCUGUCUUUAUAUUCAGGUGUGCAUAAAUGGGUUAGCUCCCUAAUCAUUUAACUUCUAUCUGUCACUCCCAAACCAGCAAGCUCGUCUGUACUUGGACAGUAAUGUGAACUUUAGUAAUUUUGCGUAUGUGCAUUGUGUCCUAGCUUUUCCACCACAAAAUGAAUACUCACCAAUAAAGUUGAAUUUAAAAAAAAAAACUUCUUACAAGAACUACAUUUAUAGAAACAGGUUAAGCCCAUUUUUUGCUAUGUUCUCAUCCCAUGUUUUUGUCAGGCUGGUAAAAAAUAAUUUUAAUGUUAUAUUUUUAAUAGGCCAUGAUGGUAGAGCAGGCAUGGCUGGCAUCACAAUAAAUGUUGGAGCCACCUUAGGAGAUAAAGAACUGAACAAAUUAUAUGAACAUGUAUGUGAAGAACUCCCAACGUAUGCAAGGCCAUUAUUCCUACGUCACUUAAAAGAAGCAAGCCUUACUGGCACAUUCAAACAGCGUAAAGUGGAGCUAGUCAAUGAGGGCUUUGAUGUCAAUUUAGUCAAGGAUGAUUUGUACUUUUUAAACCAUGAGAAAAAAACUUACAGUAAACUUACUUCAUCUGAUCUAUCCAAAUUUUUGUCAUCCAAAUUAUAAUUUUAUUAUUUUUUAUUUGUUAGAAAGCAUUCAUGGUGAAGUUAAGAAAUCCAACUAGAGUAUAUUGAUUUCUUUUUAAAUAUGAUUCACUGUAUUAUUUCACUGAAAAUUUUAAAGUUUAAUUUAGUGUAUAUUCUAUGCAGCACCUGUAUCUUACUUAAAGAUGCUAAUACAAUACAAUAAUUUUGAUUUUAUUAUUUUUAUUUGCUUUAUUUGAUAACGAAAUGGUAAAAGUCAGAACUAAAAGUGUAUUUUUUUUAAAAAGCUAUAGGCCUACACUAAUUAGUCUUUAAGAUUAUAAAAAAAAAAACUUUCUCCAAUCAGAACCAUUAUUUGGCACUUUAGUAUAUUUUGACUUAACUUCUGACUGGCUUAUUUAGCUGCCCAAAAUAGAAGAGUUUUCCUUUUUUAAAAAAAAAAAAAUUUUUUUAAUAAAUAAAAACAAAAUUACUAUUUAGCAUUUUGUCUGGCCCUUUAUCAAUUUUUUUUAUAAUUAUAUACAUAUUAUUUUUAUGUCAUUAUUUUUUAACAAGACAUUUGAAUAGCGAAUUUAAAUCCAUUGCAAAAUUAUUAUAGUAUAAUGAAGUUAUAAAUGAGUUAACUGUCAAUAUGGUUUUGAAAAUGUAUUAGACUUCUCCAUUGUUUCGUGCCCCCCCUCACCCUUGGCGAAAGUCAAGUCGCCCCCCCNAUGGAAAGGAGAGUAGACAGAAAGUCUUUAAAAAGGCCCUCCUGGAGUGAACUGGACCGCCCCUUCCGCCCAGCCUUCUUACGGCACUGGCCCUGCCCACCCGAACUUCUGAAAUGCACCCCCCCCCCUCCCGCCCGGAGCAAACUGUCUGAAAUAAACACUGGUCUUCUCUUAGCAUGAGCGACCAUCAGAAUAGUUAUGGCCAAAAAUAAUGAAACUUUCCCCCAAAAAGGAAGAAAAAAGCUCAAAGUCAAAGCAUUAUUUUUGUAACCUUGGUCAGUGUUACUACUGUUACACAAAGUGCUGGUUUGCUGAUGGAGUAGGUAAACAAAAUCGCAGAUUGGAAAGUAUUUUUAUGACAUAUUUAAGGUCCAAAGAACAGAAAAAUCAUUAAUAAAUCUGACACCGGUCGCUGGUCCCGGUCAAUCAAACUUAAACGUUUGGGAAACACUGAUGUGGAUGAACGCUUUGCUCCUCCCUUGAUCCCUGUUUUCAAGUCUUAUACCGUUUAUCGAUGUACACAUUUUUGUUGAUGUACACAUUUUGUGCUACACUUUUCAGUGUCACCUUGUUAUUGUCAUGCUUAAGCAGUAUAAGUCAUAAGUCUAAGAUUGUAUGCUCCCGAUGCAUUGUAAACGUUAUAAUAAAAGAAUGUAAUCAAACCAUUUCACGAUAAGUCUUGUCUAUUUUGUGAACAAACUGUUUUCAUUUUGAAAUGAGUUAACUGAGUUAACUCCAGAAAAAUGUUUUUGAAAAAAAAAUAGUUAUUAAAACAAAGAUCACGCGUUUCCAAAAAAAAUGUAUUAAUUAAAAAAAUAUAACAUAAAUUCCUACCCCGUUUUUUCAAAUUUAAAAAAAAAUAAAAAAAUCAACAACUUCAAUGUUGCUUCAGUCAUAUGACUAAAAAAGCCUGGGAUGCCCAUGAAAUCCAGUGGUGUCGUAUGACUUGAUAAAUACAAUGUUGUAAGUUGUAGCCUACACAUGCAAACGUUUGCAUUGCAGCAAGUAAAUGUUAUGUGACUCAAUUAUUAUGCUACAGCAGAGCCGUUCUUAGAAUUUUGGGGGGCCCUAGGCAUGGAGCGUAGGUAGGGCGGAGCUGAGGAGAAAACACCACCCACCACUGCGGUAUCUCCAUUCCGCCUUCGCCACUGUUUCCUCUUUGCUCGCGAAUAACCACUAACCCUAUUGAUAAUUCCGCCACUAGAGAAAAUGUGCACUUCUGAAAUAGAUUGACUUGCAAGUUGUAGUUGAAAAGAAGCGGCGGUGCCCUAGGCCCUAGUUUGCCUAUACCUAAGAACGACUGCUGGAUACAUGGAAAUAAUCAUGGAUAAUCAUGGAAAUACGAGUUCUCACAACUGCCUUUCAUUACUGGUGUAUUACUUGUAUGCUCCCAUCUGUCGUGAUCUCGACAAGGGCAAUGAAAUUAGCGAUAUCGUUGUGUGCAUGCCUUUGCAAUUUUUAAGAACAUUGAGUUCAUGGGCGCCCCACGCGUUUUUCCCCCCUCCCAGUCAUAUGACUGUAAAACUCUGAACUUUUAAGAUAUAUUUCGGAAGAGCGUGUGUUUUUUUAAGUAUUGUUUUAUUUUGUACUUUUAAGUCUUGGAAGAUGUGAGACACAAAUGAAUAUAACGGAGCAUGAUUUUAAGAAUAGUCUAUAAUUAAAAUGUAAAAAUUUAUGCUUUAAAGUAUGAUACUUUUUACGUAAUAUACUGUGCUUAGUGACUAGUAAUAUCGGUCAGUUCAAUUGGAGAUUAGUAAGAGGGUCAAAACUGGGAUGCAAGAUUUGGCCACACACAAACUAACAAACGGACAUUGCAACCUAAGAAAAAAGCUCGUGCAAAAAAAGAGAAUAUGGGAUAACCUAUUGCAGGCCCCAUGGUUGACAUUUUUGCAAUUAAUAGGGGCCUACAUCUUCGAUAAUCCUUGUUAUUAAAUUUUGAUCUGAAAUUAAAAUACAGAUAAAAAGAACAAUCCAAGUAUGGGUAUAGAGAUACAUAAGGGCUUAGUUGUAAUAUUGAAUCAAAUAUGUGCAUAAAACGAAAUGAAUCUGAAGUAUCGUCUUCGUUUUCCGAUGUGACAUAGAUUUGGCCCCGUCUCAUUUUGUGCUAAGCAUAAAAUAACACAGUAGUUACACCAGUGUUAGGUAACGUAUAAUGAAACAAUGUGUUAUCUCGUUUUCUGCACUUUAAUAGUUAGAUAUAAACGUCUGGUUGGAUCGUGGCAGUCAUCAUCGCACACCCAACACUUACCAGGUACUCCGUACCCCGUCGGGUGCUAUCAAGUCUAGUUGUGUCAAGGUUCAAGGAAGACAAGCUUCGAAUUAAAAAUUAUUUAUCUUCGAUAGAUAAGUAGGGCUACUGUUGAAUACCACAGGUAAAUACUGCAGCUAUGUAUGCAUGAUAAUAUAAAGACCUUCUCAUUUUCGUGCAUAGUAUUAUUUACAUUUUUGCUGAUUAUUAAUGCAUUAUUGUUUUUUUUUUUUUUUUGGUAUCGUGUAAUGAACUUUAGUUUAUUGUCGUCAAUUUUAUAUCAAUAUUCAUAUAUAAAAUAAGGAAGACAUUAAUUAAACUCAUAUGUCCUCUUUACUUAACGCCAUUAACAGAAUCAGAAUUAUCUUUUAAAUUCAAUUCAUUUCCAGAAGACAACCCCACCCCUCUUUCUGUAACUAAAAAGAAGCUUCAACACCUUCACACAAAAUGCUGAUAUGUAGAUUUCUUGCAAAUUGAAAUUAACAGAAUAAUGACGACUCAGCAUUGAAGAGACAUGAAGAAUGUUCCAUAACUCCUCAUCAAACCCGGAGUACUCGAUAAAUGUUUAAGUCCCAUGUCUAGAAGAUCCGACAGGUCCUGUUUCUAAAGUAUUUGAAUUAAAUUUAAUUUUCAGGCUGUCGCCUGGCAUGACCAAAGAGUAUAAUUUUCUUAAAAUUUUUUAAGAUAAUUUAUUCACGAAGCAUGGAGCCGGAAAAGAAAAUAUCAGUGGGAACAACUGGAACGACUGGACAAGAGGUCGUGACGUGGGACACCGUAAAGCCGUGGAUUGAACACGACCUGAAACUGAUGGCAAAGACAAGCAAGAUGUUAAAAUACCAGGAGAUGGCCAUGCAGUCUUUUCUCGUUGACAAGUUUGAAAAGCAUGUACGGGAAACGCCCAAAAAAUCGUUUAUCGUUUAUGAGGACACAAUUUACACAUUUGAACUUGUUGACCAGCUAGCUUGUAAAGUUGCGUGCAUCGCCAAGGGUUGGAGCCUGGGACCACGUGAUUGCGUGGCAAUAAUGAUGCAGAAUGAACCAAGCUUCGUUUGGACCUUUCUGGGUUAGUAAACAUUUCAUUGACUCCGUAUUAAAAAUAUGGUGUAUUUUUGUUGUAAAUGUGUUUUUGUGAUGCAUUUAUUUUAUACUCUUAGCAUUGUAGCCCCGAGUCCAAGGAAGCUUAAAAAAAAUACAUGAAAAAAUAAACCUCUCUUUAAAAUGUUUUUUUCUUCUAAUGACGUGCAACUUUUUGACCUAUUCAUUUAAAAUAUUUUGGGUUAAGAAAGGAAUGCUCAUAAAUUUUAUUAGCCAGAUGCACCAUAAACAUUCUUUAAUGGAUAUUAAAAUUGAUACAAGAACCAGGGCAGGCUUUACAGCAGUGGGGGUGGGGGGCUGGGCAAAGUAAUUCACUGAGGCUCCCUAUCCCUCUAUAUACUCAGGGCCGUGAGCAGGAGAGGGCGAGAGGUCCAUUCACCCCUGGCGCCCAAAUCGUCUUGAUAGCCCCUUAGUAGGGAAUAAACGAUAAAAUCCCAUUUAAAUGGGGUGCCUAAAGGGUCGUACUAGUCCACCCUGGGCGCCGCUUUUCACAAUAGCGUAAAAGUCAUGUAAUUUAUGAAAAGCAUUAUGGCCCAGUUUGGCCCAUCCAUUUUGACCAAUUUCUUUCAGGUAAUUUUAUCAGCCGGGUUGGGGGGGGGGGGGGGUGGUUGUUAGGGUUACAUUUCAAUCGUUGGGGGGACGGUACAGGGCAUCUAUCAUCUCCGAAAUUAGGCAUUUAGACGCCCAGGGUAAGCUCUGUAAUAUUAUGGCCCAGUUUGGCCCAUCCAUUUUGACCAAUUUCUUUCAGGUAAUUUUAUCAGCCGGGUUGGGGGGGGGGGUGGUGGUUGUUAGGGUUACAUUUCAAUCGUUGGGGGGACGGUACAGGGCAUCUAUCAUCUCCGAAAUUAGGCAUUUAGACGCCCAGGGUAAGCUCUGUAACACUCUUUGAUUUGUUUCAAACCGACAAUUAAUCAAAAGGCAUCUUUUUAAUAAAACUAGUACCAAAAAAAAUUAUUUGAAAAUUGAAAAAAAACUGGAGAAACGGUCUUCUCGCUGCAUUUUGUAGGCAAAUUAAAUUGGCAAAAAGUAUUUCAAUUUUCAUUAACAAAAUUAGCAGCAUAAUAUCUCUAAAAGCGGCGUGAGACCCCCUAGAGACAUUGAGGCCCCCCCCCCCUUGAGGCAUGAGGCCCCCCUAGAAGCAUGUCCAGAGUAAUCAUGCCUUAAGAGCAAUGACAAUGAUUGCAAAUGGCGUAGUCCUACGUCUUUAAAUUGAGGUCACAUAUAUAUAGUUAAAUCCAUAGCAAACAACGAGUUUCAUGUCAUGUAACAGGUUUGCAUUGGUAUUUACUAACAACAAAAUUUUAUCAUGCGUUGUAAUGUCGGGGAUUAAAAGCAACAACAUAUUAGUCUAUUUUUUAAUCACGCAGAAGUUUUACAAAUUAAUAAUUUAUAAGAAUCCUUCGACAUACAUAAAUUCUCAAUUUUAAAGGUCACAUAUUUGAUCUUGAUUAGGCCUACCUAGAAUGAAUAUAACCAAAUGCCAAAAUACAGACAUCAAAUGAGCGCCUUUUGAAAUAAACUAUAAAAAUAAUUAAUACCAAGACAACAUGACUGUUACUUAGGUACAGUGUAAUAUGUAACUUCAAAUCAUAAUCAUUGAAAUAAAUAAUUAUCUCAAAAAUAAUUAAUCUAUUUUUUUUAUAGGUUGCAAUUGACACAUCUUUAGUUAAAAGUUUCCAUUAUUUACAGGACUCCAAAAGCUUGGUAUAUCUGUUGCCUUAAUAAACUACAAUCUAAAGAUGCAUCCCUUAAUUCAAAGUGUACUGGCAGCAGAACCUAAAUAUUUGAUUGUUGGACCAGGUGAGCAUAGUUUUAAUAUUUAAUUUAAAAGAAUAUAGUAUCCAAUGUUGGCCUAAACUUCACUCAAAGCAUUAACUUUGUAAUAAAAAUUAAACUUAUUCAUUUUACUUGUCCUCUUUUUUGAAAAAGAUAAUAUUACAUAAAUUCAGUUGUGAAAAUUAAAUUAUUGAAAAUCAUAUAUUAAAAAAUCAAUUAGUAAUUAAAAUACAACUUGAGGAAUGUAAUUUUGAGGGUUUUUUUUUUCAAGGGGAAGUUAUCCUGCAGGCAGUAAGUGAUGUCAUGAAUAGUCUUGGAAAGAUGCAUGUGUAUGUUCAAGGGUUAGGUACCAUGGCUGCCCCAAAUGCAAUGCAUUCAUUUGAUUCAUUAAUGGCUGCAGCUGUCCCAACAAAUAUAUUUUCUGGUGCCAGGCGAGACAUGAGCAUGGGCGAUACCUGCUGCUACAUUUACACAUCUGGAACCACAGGUAGUGGCCAUUCACAUUUUGAGUAAAGAAAAUAUUUUGCAAGAUAUUGAUAAUGAUUUAUAUAUUAUUGAUGAUUUAUUUCUGUUUGCAAGCAUGGAGUGGAUAUCUAGUGGAAAAUUUAAUCAUAUUAAGGUGGAUCCUACUCACAUACCUUCAUGCUUAAGAGCCCAACUUUAGAGUGGCAGUCCCUGUAGCACUUCAAGAAAACCAUAUUUAUGAGACCUGUGAUAUUUUUUUAAAACCGUUGCCAAUCAUUAUCAUAAAAUUGUGUUUUAUAAGCCAUUUUUUGGUGUAUUAACAUAAAACUGAGCAGCUUCUUAUCAAUAUCAUUGUUUUACUUUGUGUAAGGCUGAUAUUAGCGAACAUUUACAUUAUUUAUUAGUUUUGAAAAACUGCAUUUUUGUGACUAUGGGAGUUUGAGGCUGUAAACAAGGAAACAAGGGUAUAAAAGAAGUGAGGAAGGUAAACGCUCUAGUUAGUUUCCACAUCUUACAAUUACAAUUGUCGGGAAUAAUAAUAAUAAUACAGUGGUCUUAUAUAGUGUGGUACCCCAGCCUAGGGCUGGGCUCACAGCGCUUCACAUAAAAAUACUGGCAAAAAGAAACAUGACAUUAAAAAAAGUAACAUAAAUUUAUUUAUUUAAAAACAGUUUUAUAAGAAUAUUCACCUCAACCACCCCAGAACUAUUUACAUAUCAACCCAUGGACGACACCCAGCAGCCUCGUUUAUCUGUCAGAGGGGGUGAGAAUCAGUCAGGAUGGUACAGUUUUGAGGGAUUGGGCUUGAGUGCAGUUUUGAAGGCCUGGAUGGUCGGUAUAUUGUGUAAUGGGAGAGAAUUCCAUUGUUUGGGGACACAGAAAGAGCAAGAUCAUUCACCAUAUGUUUUAGUGUAUGUCUUGAGAACAGAAAGAAUAUGCAUGUCCGCAGAGGAGUGAAGCUGUCAAAGGGGAGAACAGAUUGAAAGUAGUUUGGUUAGAUAGGAAGGGCAGGAAUUGGAGAAAAAUUUAUGUCAGAGAACAGUUUUUAACAGUUAGUUUUCAUAUCUUACAUCAGUAAACAUUUCAAACACUGCACUUGUUAGUGUUUUUUUUUUAAAAUAAUGUAUAAUUUUAGGCAUUAAAUCAUUAACAUUUACUAUUAAAACAAAUAUUUUCAUGUUCUAGGUAAUCCAAAGCCUGCAAUAGUCAGCCAUUCAAGGAGCAUUGGCAUGGGAUGUCGCCUGCAGAUGGUGGACUUGGACAAAAAUGAUGUAUUGUACAUUGUACUACCCUUGUACCACAGUUCUGGUGGAGGCAUUGGCUUUUUUGGGGCUAUCAUUACAGGUUAGUAUCCUUAUUUAAAAAUAUAAAACAUUUUCUGAAAUGUUUAGAAAUGUUCUGAAAUCUUUACAACCCUAACUUUUAGCCACUUUUUCAGUUUUAAAAAAUUAUACCUUAUAAUACUAUAGUUAUAAUUGUAUAACUUGUAUCUUUUUCUUUUAUGUAUACAUAGGGGCAACCAUAAUAUUAAGAAAAAAGUUUUCUGCUCACCACUUCUGGUCAGACUGUCACCUUUAUAAUGUCACAGUCAUACUUUAUAUUGGAGAAUUAUUCAGAUAUCUACUUGCUAAGCCAUCAGUGAGUAAUGAGUAACUUUUUUUGUUGUAAAAGAUCUUGAAAAACAUAAUUUUAGAUAAUAAAUCUAUUUGUUCUCUGCCUUUCAUGGUUUAUACUGAUAAAAUUGGCUAAAUUUUCAAUAUACAGUACAUCUACAGGGGUGGUAGAGAUAUCUAAUUGUAAUUAAUCAAUAAAUUAAUUAAAUAAAAAAUAAAUUAUUGUUGGAUAAAAAAUAGACUAAAUAUGUAGCCAUGCAUAAAUAUGUGGUAAUAAAUAUAAUUUUAUAAUAUUAUUUGCAAAUAAUUUUAAAAAAAAUGAUUUAACAUUAUAUAUAUGAUAUAUAGAUAAAGUGUAAGUGAAUAACGAAUAAAUAAAUUUUAAAAAGUGUAUAGUCCUUGUUUUUUUUUUAACAAUGGUAACCACAGGCAAAAUAAUUUUCUAAAUUUUCCAGAGCAUUUUGGAGUCUACCCACAAAGUAAGAGCAGCUUUUGGCAAUGGUUUAAGAAAAGAUAUCUGGUGUGAAGUCAAAACACGUUUCAAGAUUCCAAACCUUGUUGAAUUUUUUGGUGCUACAGAAGGAGUAAAAUCAACAUUCAAUGUAUCUGAUCAGCCUGGUGCCGUUGGAAGACUUUCUCCACUAUUGGUCAUUGAUAGGAAAUCUGUUAUUGAGUCUAAUUGUGCACAAUUAAUUAUUUAAAUAAACUCCCCCCCCCCCCAUAUCAAAAUUUGACUUUAUUUAAAAACAAUGAAUGUUUAAUAUAAUUAUUCAUAUUGGAAGACUUUCUCCACUAUUGGUCAUUGAUAGGAAAUCUGUUAUUGAGUCUAAUUGUGCACACUUAAUUAUUUAAAUAAACUCCCCCCCCCCCAUAUCAAAAUUUGACUUUAUUUAAAAACAAUGAAUGUUUAAUAUAAUUAUUCAUAUUGCUUCAGAGCAUGACAGAUCUUGUGCCAGCAGCACUUGUCAAGUUUGACUUUGCCACAGCCACUCCCAUAAGAGACAAAAAUGGGUUUUGCAUCAAAGUGGGGUUUGGUUAGUUUAAUUUUGUUAAAAAUGUAUUGUUGUAAAUAAAAUGUAGCACAUUCUCAAACACUUAGCUUCCAAAUUGAAUUAAAUAGAUUAAAGUAAUUUUUAGAGAUAAAUAUGCAGAAUUAUAAAAUGGUAAAAGUAAAAUAUAGAAAAAAUGUUAUUAUUGAUUAAAUAAAUAUAUUUUACACUUGUUUCUUAAUAAUUCUGAUGCAAUUUCAGGACAGCCUGGCCUUUUUCUUGCCAAAGUGCCAGAAAUGUUUCAAAAAAAUGGAACCUUAACUGUGUACAAAAGUUCUAGUGAAGAUAAUGAGAAGAAAAUAGUAAGGGGUGCCUUUACCAAUGGUGAUCUUUGGUUAAAUUAUGGAGAUGUCCUCAUUUUAGACAAGAACUACUUUCUUUAUUUCAGUGAUCGAAUUGGGGAUACAUUUAGGUAUAUAUGUGUAGGCUAUGUGUGUGUGUGUAAUUAGAAAAAAUCUCUUUAAUAACUUCAUUUUUAAUUUUCUUAUUUUUAACUAUAUGGCAAUGCCAUUUGACUUUUAUAAGCAGUGUCCUUACAGUCUAAACACAAAGUGAAGAGUAUCUGUAAAACAAAGAUAUUAUAGCCAAAUUUUAAUGGCUAAUUUAUCAACUGAGAGUCAGGUUUUUUGACACUUUAAGUUGUAGGAAAGCAAAUAGUGAAAUCAUGGUUUUUUGCUCUGUGAAACAAGGAUACAUGUAUGGAACAAAACAAAUUCUAUAAUUUAGAUAUAUUAAAAUUUUACCUAACUUUAACUUUUAAAUGACAUUACGAUGUUGUGCUAAGUGGUGUAAAUUAUUAAAGUCAUGCUUAUUCUUGUUUUACAUUACAGAUGGAAAGGUGAAAAUGUAUCAACUAUAGAAGUGGCCAAUGUGAUAACUGCUUUGAACUUUAUUGAAGAUACAAAUGUAUAUGGAGUUGAUAUUACAGGUUUAGUGUUUUUUUUCUUCAUAAGUGAAUGUUACAAGUUAUGCCCAUUGACUAUUAUCUGUAUCAUAAAUUCAAUAUUAUUUUUAAGCAGAUUUUUAUUUUAAAUUUACUUUUUAACAUUGGCUAAUUAUUUUUGCUAGUAAUCUGAACAUAAAUUAAGUGAAAAAAAAAUCAAUUUUUUAUAGUGUUUACAGACAUAUAAAUGAUUGAUGCCUCAUCAAUAUCAAUGAUUUAUAUUUAAAUUAAGUUAGAGCAAGAGAACAAAACAAAGUGAAAGGCUGCAAGUCACUAAUCCUACUCACACAAAAACUGCACACUUCCUAUGUAGUUCUCCAAAAACUAUUCCAAACACAAUUAAAAAAAUUAAAGUGAAUAAUCAUAAAUAAAAUAUAGAUUAUAUAAAAAUAUUUUAAAUUACAAUAAUUAUUUUGUCUAAAUGACCACCAAAAUCCUUUGAAUAAAUAUCUAUGAACUUAAAAUACCAGCCAAGAGUAUACAUUAUACAUGGGAUUUUCUGAUGACUUUUUAUUUAAUUAAAAUCAGUAAUAUGAUUUUCAUGGUGUAAUUGACAUGCUUUUCAACAAAAUAAUUAUGUGUUUCUAAUUCCCAUAGGCCAUGAUGGCAGAGCAGGUAUGGCUGCCAUCACAUUAAAAGAAGGCUCUCUACUAGGAACUUCAGAGCUAAAGGAGAUAUAUGAGCACAUAUGUCAAGAACUUCCAACUUAUUCAAGACCACUAUUUCUACGAUAUUUAAAAGAACAAAGCCUUACUGGCACAUUCAAACAGCGUAAAGUGGAGCUAGUAAAUGAGGGCUUUGAUCUUAAUUUAGUCAAGGAUGACUUGUACUUUUUAGACAAUGAGAAGAAAACUUACAGUAAACUUACACCAACAGAUCUAUCCAAAUUUUUGUCAUCCAAAUUAUAACUCUGAUAGAGUUUUCUUUCUCUAAAAAAGAGUGGGAAUCCUCUGAAUUAUGUAUUUCAAGCAAGGAUAUCUUUCAUUUCAACCUUUUAUGUAUUUUUCAUUAUGUGGUUUAAUUAUAGCCUCAUCAUUUUAUCCAUUUGAAUUUGGCACUGGCAUAUUACAAAGAUCUGUAACUUUGUGUGGCAUAUGUGGCAGGCACAAAGAUUUUCAAAAAGACUAAAAUAUGGUAGAGCAGGGAGACAGAAAGUUGGCACUUUGAAUGAAUUCGACAGGUACUUUGAUACAAUAUUCUCAUUGCCAACCCACAAAAUUAUGGUACUUUUUUUUUGUCAAUUAUCAAAAUUUUACGGUUUUUAAAUCCCUUGGCACAUGCUCGAGUAUUUGAAUGGAUUAAUCUAAAAUGCCUCUUCAUUUGUUUAUUAUUGAAGCUUAUUCAUAAAUUAAUAAAGAAUCAGGUUACUAAAUAAAUUUAACACUGUUUAUUUACAUUAGAAUACAGAAACAGUAAUAUCCACAGUUAAGGCAUGGUUUAGAGCAGUGUUUAUCAAAUGGUGGUCUGCACACCAGCACUGGUCCACAAGUGUUACAUUGCCGAUCUGCACAACAUGAAUAUUUAUGGUCAAAUAAAAAGAACAUUUAAUUAAUAAAUCUGGCACCGGUCCCUGAUACUAUUUCAAAACAAGUCCUUAGGUCUGCCAAACUGAUAAGUUUGAGAAAUGUUGGUUUAGAGGAAAAGAGAAAAGAAUUACAUGCAAGGAAAAAGACAGUUAAUAUAAGUAAAAUGAUGUAAUGGUUAUGGUUUUUAUACACAAGAGAUUAUGAAUGCCAAAAAUAUCUUUGCAGAAUUAUUGGUUAUAACUGUCUUUGCUUGAAAUGAAAUCAAAAUGGCCCUUACAAGCUCAUUGUACAGCUGCUCUUUGCAAUUGAUUAUAAACAUGGUAUUUACAGACUUCCUUAUUCCUGCAAGACUUUGCAACAUGCAAAGAAUGGGUUGGUCUAAUAAUGAAUAAACUUAUAAACAAAUUCCACAAUAGUAGGAUAAUAUAAAUAAUUACAUUAUGUUCUUUUUAGCAACUUUUGAACAUUUUUUUAGAAAAAUCUUAUUUUUGAUACUCCCAGCUAACUUAGUUGUGGUCAUUAAUAAUUAAUUAAUAGCAAAAGAGUGAAAGAAACAGAUAUAAUAUACGAGAAAAUGAUCAUCAACGUGAUGGUUGAACCAUGUCUCUUAGUUAUGUUAAAAAAUGUUGGCCAUGAACUUUUUUUAUUGGCAAUUUUUCUGUAUAACAAAAUCAAAGAAAAUAAACGUUUAAACUCUU